Messenger RNA from Parascedosporium putredinis, 1983 nucleotides. NCBI's taxonomy places the organism in Eukaryota, Fungi, Ascomycota, Sordariomycetes, Microascales, Microascaceae. The record is from the annotation of a GenBank genome assembly.
AUGGUUGUCUCUGUUGUCUUGGAGCAGCGCGAUAACGUCCAAAAACUUCUGGAGAACUCCGUCCCUGAGGACGAUAUCCUCAACCAGAAUGUCGCAAAUAUCGAGACCCUCGAAGACCGACGGGAGAUGAGCCCCGACAUCGAUGCCAUCUACUUCCUAACACCCGAGCCUCACAUUGUCGAUUCUGUCACCGCCGAUCUUGAGCGCGGGAGGUAUAGAUCAGGCUACUUGCUAUGGACGUCUCUUCUCGAUCCACCAUUGCGCCGCCGCCUCGAGAGCUCCCCAGCCUACCGGUCCAUGAUCAUGAGUGUGUGUGUCGCCAUGGGUGAGUUCCCCAAGGUUCGCUACUACAACCCUCUAAACCCUAGCCACGAGGCAAGCGUCCUCUCCAAAUACCUUGCCCGAUUCGUCAACGAGGAGCUCGAGAACUACGCUAGCUUCAACCGCAACUUUCCGCCUCCCUCGAACCGGCCCCCGAGCGUCCUAGUCAUAACAGAUCGCUCUAUGGAUCUCAUGGCUCCUCUCGUCCACGAGUUCACUUACCAGGCCAUGGCUCACGACCUCCUUCCUAUUGACGAGCGGGAAAAGGACAACGACAAGGUUUGGGUCGACAACCGCCACCGCCACAUGAAGGACACCAUCGACAAGCUUAUGGGCGACUUCCAAAAGUUCCUGGACAAGAAUCCCCAUUUUGCCAAGGAGGGUGCCGAAUCCACUAACCUGAACGUCAUCCGCGACAUGCUUGCUGGCCUGCCGCAAUUCCAAGAGAUGAAGGAAAUUUACUCUCUUCACCUGAGCAUGGCCCAGGAGUGCAUGAACAAAUUUCAGAAUAAUCGCCUGCCGGACAUCGCCUCCGUCGAGCAGACAUGUGCCACCGGACUCGAUGAGGACUACCGCCGUCCCAAGGGCGUGCUGGAGGAAGUUGUCCGUCUCCUGGACGAUGACGCCAUCUCACCCUCAGACCGACUCCGCCUGAUCAUCAUCUAUGUGCUUUACCGCGACGGUGUCAUUCUGGAGGAUGUCAAGCGACUCCUUGCCCACGCCUCCUUGCCCGCUCGUGACGGCGACAUUCUCACCAACCUCGAGCUCCUCGGGGCUCGGCCUUUGCGCGGCCUCAAAGAGGCCCGUACGCCGCCCGCACCCCUCUUCCCCAUAGACCCCAAAACUGCUGCGGCUGCUGCCGGGGAGGAGUAUGCUCUCUCCCGCUUCGAACCUGUUAUCAAGCCGAUGCUAGAAGAGCUGUGCCGCGGUACCCUCGAUCAAGGCACCUUUCCUUAUGUUAACGCCCCCAACGACCCAGCCGAAGACCUCGCCGCCGCCCAAGGAGGCUCACUCCGUGCUGGCAGGCCUAAUUGGGCCGCCGCCGGCCGCAAAGCCCCCGAGAACCGCCAGCGCAUCUUUGUCUUCAUGGCUGGCGGUGCCACCUAUAGUGAGAGUCGCAUGUGCUACGACGUCUCGGCCCGUCUUGGCCGUGAUGUUUUCCUUAUCUCCAGCCACAUGCUCACUCCGGCACUUUUCCUCCGCCAACUCAAUGAUUUGUCUGCCGACAAGCGCCGCCUAGAUCUGCCCAUGGAACGACCCAAGCCGCGUGUCCCGGCCCAUCUCCUUGAGCGAGAGUCUCGACCCCCGCCUGUCGCCGCCCCUCCCCAGCCCAUGAGCCAACCCUCUGGCUUCAAGCCUAACCCGCCACCUCCCUCCCAGCCAUCCUACUCCCAAAAGCAGCCCAUUGGUCUGCCAUCUCAACAGCGCAUCCCCGGCGGCCUUCCUAGUAGGCCAGGCGGCGGCGGCGGUGGAAGCGGUGGUGCACCUCCCACCGCGGCUAUGGGCUCUAUGACUCUAAGUUCAGGCGGCAGGACCUCUGCGUCUUCCCUACCGGUUCAAUCAAUGUCCCUUAGUGGCGGCGGAGGCAGCGGUGACAUUGGCCGGGAUGACGCCAAGAAACAUAAUAAAUUAGAGAAGAAGCGGAGGAACUUUUGGGCAUGA